This is a messenger RNA of Halichondria panicea, 1894 nucleotides long. RefSeq names its product beta,beta-carotene 15,15'-dioxygenase-like. The record is from RefSeq and is a predicted model, not a curated record. NCBI's taxonomy places the organism in Eukaryota, Metazoa, Porifera, Demospongiae, Suberitida, Halichondriidae. Bases 9 to 1751 code for a protein of 580 amino acids. The transcript is spliced from 14 exons. Gene Ontology annotation, biological process: retinal metabolic process; carotene catabolic process. Gene Ontology annotation, molecular function: carotenoid dioxygenase activity; beta-carotene 15,15'-dioxygenase activity.
ACGCAUGCAUGACCUCUUAUAUAACACAUGAGAUCCAUCCUAAAUUACAGUAUAUAAAAUGUAUCUAUGAUCGAUCCAUCAUUGCAUUGUCCAUGGCAAGUGUACGUGUGUUGCUCAUCAAGAAGAGGUCUUACAAUUCUCUCAGAAAAUCUCUUCAGGUCAUCCUAAGACCAUGGAUAAGCUUAUCCUUAUCCACAACCAGUGUGAGGGGAGAAUUGUUCAAGUCAGUUCCAGAGCAAACUGUACCUGUAGAGGGAAAAAUCCAAGGAUCCCUUCCUGACUGGCUGAGUGGCAAGCUGAUCAGAAAUGGACCAGGGCUAUAUGAGAUUGGAGACACUAAACUGAACCAUUGGUUCGAUGGAAUGGCUCUAUUGCACAGCUUCACAAUAAAGUCAGGAAAAGUGUUUUAUGCAAGCAAGUUCCUGCGCAGUGACGCCUACACUAAGAACAUGGCUACUAACAGACUUGUGGUAUCGGAGUUUGGAACAGGAGCUGUCCCAGACCCAUGUAUGACUCUGUUUGAAAGGGUGCAGUCUUAUUUCACAUCGCUAACUGACCCCUCAACGAAAAUAACUGAUAACUGCCUCGUCAAUGUUUGGCCGGCUGGAGACAAGUACAUUGCUUCCACAGAAUCUGAUUUUGUUCACGUCUUCUCCCCAGAAACACUCGAUGCACAACAAAAGAUUCAGCUCUCUAAGCAUGUAGCUGUUAAUUCGGCCACUGCUCAUCCACACAUUGAUGAUGAUGGAACAUUGUACAACCUCGGCAGCUCUGCAAAUGGGUACACCAUCAUCAAGAUAUCUCCUACUGGAAAAGAUUCACAUGUGAUGGACAAGGCUAGUGUGUUGUGCGAUGUACCACCAAAGAACAAGCUUAAGCCAGGCUAUAGUCACAGCUUUGGUGCAACUGAGAAUUACUUUGUACUACUAGAGCAGCCUUUUUGCUUCAAUUUACCGAAAGUUAUGAAGGAUACUCUCCUUAACAAGCCAACUAUACCUGACAAAAUGUUUGAAUGGCAGGAAAAUGAGUUGAUCAGAUUCUUUAUUGUGGAGAAGAGCAGUGGUAACAUUCUUCCGCGGAAGUUUUUUGCUCCUACUGGUAUGGUCUUACACCACAUCAAUGCUUAUGAGGACAAAGGUCACAUAGUUCUGGAUGUUUGUGGUUAUGACAACGGUAGGGUAUACAGUACCCUAACUCUCGAAGCCAUGAACAGUGGGAUAGUGGAAGGUGACAUUUUUGCAAAUCCAAGACGCUAUGUGCUCCCUAUUGAUCAAACUCUACAUGAUGCCACUAAAGUGAACUUGGUAACUCUGGAUUACACUGAAGCCACUGCCCAGCUUCAAGAAGAUGGCAGUAUCUUGUGUCAGCCCGAAUCCAUCUCGGAGAAAUCAUUUGAGCUGCCACGUAUCCACUAUGAGAAAUUCAAUGGAAGGCCUUACCAAUUUGUGUAUGGACUGAACCAAACAUUUGAGGAUCUCAUCAAGACGGACGUAAAGACCAAGAAGUGCCUAACAUGGUCGGAGGAUGGCUGCAGUGUGUCUGAACCUGUCUUUGUUGGCAAGCCAGAGAGCUCUGGGGAAGAUGACGGAGUAAUCCUGUCUGCUGUUCUCCGUGUGGAUGAGAGUCAGCCACCGUUCCUGCUGGUGCUGGAUGCCAGGACAAUGACAGAGAUGGCUAGAGUAGAGUUUCCAGGCAUUCAGUGGCACAAAGAUGUCCACGGCAUAUUCGUACCUACUUCAGCCCUGGAGUGAACCUCUAGCAUUGAACAAAGCUGUACUUUUUAUAAUUGUAGGGUACGUGUCUACAUGGUGUUUGAAAUUAAUUUUGUGCCUCUAUAGGUCCUCUGCUCUAGGGCUCUGGAUCUAGGGGAUAUAAUUACCCUUACAAAGGUUGA